UCCAUCCUUCGCUGGCGGGGAUGCUUCAUCCGGCUUCCCAUCAACCAACUAAUCCCCCUCAACCCUCUCCUUCAGCUUCGUCCCAUACAUAAAAUCUCCCCCUCAAUGCCCUUCUCCUCCUUCCCCGCUCCCUUUCGCUGUCUUUCCUUCUCCUCUCUGCGGCUGCGUGGUGUGUCAUUCUCCCGUCUGCCAGUUGUUCCUUUCUCCCCUCAUCGUCAUCACUUCCAUAGCUCGUCCAUCACAAUGAGCGAUCUGUCCGUGCAGCUGACAGCCCCGAAUGGGCACACAUACGCCCAGCCGGUUGGUUUGUUCAUCAACAAUGAAUUUGUCGCUUCCAAGUCCGGCGAGAAGUUCGCCACCAUUAACCCUUCAAAUGAAGCAGAAAUCACCUCGGUCUAUGCUGCGGGUGAAGAAGACGUGGAUAUUGCUGUGAAGGCUGCCCGGAAAGCCCUCAACCACCCGUCAUGGAAGUUGUUGCCUCCGACUGAACGGGGCACCCUGAUGUUGAAGCUGGCCGACUUGGUCGAGCAGCACAAGGAGACGCUUGCCGCCAUUGAAACGUGGGACAAUGGCAAGCCAUACUCCGUUUCGUUGAACGAUGACCUGGGAGAGGUUGUUGGCUGCCUCCGGUACUAUGCUGGAUACGCCGACAAGGUCCAUGGUCAGACUAUUAGCACCACCCCGGCCAAGUUUGCCUAUACUCUUCGUCAGCCAAUUGGUGUCGUGGGUCAGAUUAUCCCCUGGAACUUCCCUCUCGCGAUGGCUGCCUGGAAGUUGGGUCCUGCCUUGGCCUGCGGAAACACCGUGGUUCUGAAACCGGCUGAGCAGACUCCGCUCAGUGUUCUCUAUCUUGCCAACCUCAUCAAGGAGGCCGGUUUCCCGCCAGGUGUUGUCAACAUCCUGAACGGCCUUGGACGCGUAGCUGGAAGUGCGCUCGUGACCCACCCCGGGGUGGACAAGGUUGCCUUCACAGGUUCGACGUUGACUGGCCGCGAAGUUAUGAAGUUGGCUGCAGGCACCCUGAAGAACAUUACGCUAGAGACAGGUGGCAAAUCUCCCCUGGUCGUCUUCAGUGAUGCCGAUAUCGACCAGGCUGCCAAGUGGGCGCAUGCGGGUAUCAUGUACAACCAAGGACAGGUUUGCACCGCCACCUCUCGUAUCCUGGUGCACGAGUCCGUCUAUGACAAGUUCGUGGCGCUCUUCAAGGAAGCCGUGGCCAACACCAGCAAGGUGGGCGAUCCCUUUGCCGACGACACCUUCCAGGGUCCCCAGGUCACCAAGGCCCAAUACGACCGCGUGCUCUCCUAUAUCGAAGCUGGAAAGUCCGAAGGAGCGACCCUGGUGGCCGGUGGCGAGCCGUUCAAGAACGUCGGCGACGGCAAGGGUUUCUUUAUCGCGCCCACCAUCUUCACCAACGUCAAGGAUAACAUGCGGAUCUACCGGGAGGAGGUUUUCGGACCAUUUGUCGUGAUUUCCAGCUUCUCAGAGGAGGAUGAGGCUGUGAGACGGGCUAACGAUACGACCUAUGGACUGGGCGCUGCCCUGUUCACCAAGGACAUUGAGCGUGCACACCGGGUUGCGUCGGAGAUCGAAGCGGGCAUGGUCUGGAUCAACAGCAGCAACGACAGCGAUAUCCGGGUGCCUUUCGGUGGUGUGAAGCAGAGCGGAAUUGGGCGCGAACUUGGCGAGGCCGGUCUGGAGGCCUACUCACAGAUCAAAGCGGUCCAUGUCAACUUGGGAACGAAGCUGUAGGCGAGCGCAAGUGAUGGCGAAUGAAUUGCAACCGUGAUCUGUGGGACGAGCCUGGUAGGACGAACACAUACACAUGCAUCCGAUGGACCAUUGUGUUGAUGGCGCUGCAUGAAGGAAAAGAGAGAUGCUAUGUGGCUCUGCGACAUUGGCUGCACGUCGUGUACCCGAUGACUGACAUAAAGUUGGUGUGUUGUUGCCAACUUGACUAUACCCUGAACUGACAAAAAAAAUAAAAAUUGUACCAUAAUUCGACCAUGUCAACUGGCAGGCAGGCUACGUGAAUUUGAGCCUGAGUGAUCUUUCA
This is a messenger RNA of Aspergillus welwitschiae, 2056 nucleotides long. RefSeq names its product aldehyde dehydrogenase family protein. NCBI's taxonomy places the organism in Eukaryota, Fungi, Ascomycota, Eurotiomycetes, Eurotiales, Aspergillaceae. Gene Ontology annotation, molecular function: oxidoreductase activity, acting on the aldehyde or oxo group of donors, NAD or NADP as acceptor. The transcript has 3 exons. The record is from RefSeq and is a predicted model, not a curated record. The coding region runs from base 106 to 1752 and encodes 548 amino acids.